AUGGAAAGAGAUAAAGAAAUAUUCAUUCGAUCAGCUGCAUCUUUACGUUUAGAUGAUUCACUUCAAGCUAAAGAUAAUGUUUUCGAUCACUUAUAUAGAACAAAUACAACAAGUGAAACAUUGAAAGAUGUUUUGAAAAUAAUAGUUGAUCAUGAAAAUCGUUCGUUAUAGGUUGCACCAAAUGAUCGUGUUUUCCUUGAAUCAUUUUCAUCCGUUAAUAAUUUUUUGAUAACUAUUACUGAAUCUAUUAGUCGACAAGAAAACAUAUAGAAGAAUAUAAACUAUUAGCAUAUUCACUCUAUGUUAGGGUAUCUAUUGUUAUACAAACUAAUUUGCAUUAUUUUAUUUAUUAAAUUAUGAAAAAGUAAAAUUAAUAAUAAAGCAUAAUCAGUAUUUUAUUGAAAAUCAUUUUUUUCAUCAUGUUUUGAAAACUCUUACAACAUUCACAAAUGUCGAUUAAAAACAAUAGAGAAUACUAUUGAUAUAAAUAUACAAUAAUAUUUGAUAUUUAUAUGGAAAAAUAUUGACCAUGAUAAUAGAGAUUUAAUAAGUCUAAUUUAG
Rotaria sp. Silwood2 is the source of this 561-nucleotide messenger RNA. The record is from the annotation of a GenBank genome assembly. Lineage: Eukaryota; Metazoa; Rotifera; Eurotatoria; Philodinida; Philodinidae.